AUGUUGCUGGACGCUGGUCACCAGUUUCCCGGACUGGGAGUGAGUUCGUUUGCAAGACAUCAUUCCGCGAGCGACAUGCAGGACAGAGACUUGAGUUUGGCUCAGAACAGCUUUGUAGACUCUGCGCACAUGGGGGCUUUUAAACUCAACCACGACCUCUCCCCUGGACAGAGCUCUGCCUUCAGCAGUCAGGCGCCCGGGUACCCCGCCGCGGCUCUGGGUGCGCACGCUCAUGUCACGUCCUACGCGAGCUCCCCUUUCAACUCAACCAGGGACUUUCUGUUUCGCAGUCGCGGCUUUGGAGAAUCCUCUCCGGCCAGCGGCCAGCACACUAUUUUUGGCCCCACGGCGGGAUCCCUACACCACUCCCACACAGACUCUCAAGGCCACAUUCUGUUCCCCGGCAUCCACGACCAGCACGGCUCUCACGGAUCCCCCAAUGUGCUCAACGGCCAAAUGCGCCUCGGACUACCGGGGGAAGUGUUCGGGCGCUCUGACCAGUACCACCAGGUGUCCAGUCCGCGGACAGACCCGUACUCUGCCGCUCAGCUUCACAACCAGUACGGCUCCAUGAAUAUGAACAUGGGGAUGAACAUGGCAGCCCACCACCCCGGUGCCUUCUUCCGCUACAUGAGGCAGCAGUGCAUCAAGCAAGAGCUGAUCUGUAAGUGGGUCGACCCCGAGCAGCUGAGCAACCCCAAGAAGUGCUGCAACAAAACUUUUAGCACCAUGCAUGAGCUGGUCACGCACGUCUCUGUAGAGCACGUCGGCGGACCCGAGCAGACGAACCACAUCUGCUUUUGGGAAGAGUGCUCCCGGGAAAGCAAGCCUUUCAAGGCCAAAUACAAACUGGUCAAUCACAUUCGGGUCCACACAGGCGAAAAGCCUUUCCCAUGUCCGUUCCCCGGCUGUGGAAAAGUGUUCGCUCGAUCAGAAAACUUGAAGAUCCACAAACGAACUCAUACAGGAGAGAAGCCCUUCCAGUGUGAAUUUGAAGGCUGUGACAGGAGGUUUGCGAACAGCAGCGACAGAAAGAAGCACAUGCAUGUGCACACUUCAGACAAACCGUAUCUCUGUAAGAUGUGUGACAAGUCCUACACACACCCCAGUUCCCUACGAAAACACAUGAAGGUCCACGAGUCCUCUCCUCCCGGCUCAGACUCUUCCCCAGCGGGCAGCUCUGGUUAUGAGUCGUCCACUCCUCCAGGCCUGGUGUCCCCCACCGCAGAGACCCAGAGCAACACCACCCUGUCCCCCGCCUCAGUGGUGCACAACUCCAGUGGACACAGCACCCUGUCCUCCAAUUUCAGUGAGUGGUACGUGUAG
Messenger RNA from Knipowitschia caucasica, 1326 nucleotides. Lineage: Eukaryota; Metazoa; Chordata; Actinopteri; Gobiiformes; Gobiidae. The record is from the annotation of a GenBank genome assembly.